CUCUGCUCUCACAGUCCGUCCUGCAAAGAGGCACGCUGUUGCUGCUCUGUGAUUUGAAGCAGCAAAAGCCAUGUCUUUGGUAGUCUAUGCUGUGCUCAUCACCCUGUGCAGUGUUUGGUGCUUGAUCCAUGGGGCUUCUGUAGCGGUCCCAGACGUGGCUGUGAGAUGUGCUGAAGAAGUGCUGCUGCCCUGUAAAGUUCUUCAGAACUCCUCAAUCACCUACCAGACAGCGUCGUGGUAUAAAAUGGCUGGAGAUGGUGAAGGAAUAGCAUGGAAAGUCCUUGAUGUGGAAUCUCACUAUCCAAAAGAAUUUGGGGGGUCCCUAGAGCUCUCCAACGACACCUUCUUUUCACUGAGGAUCAGAAACGUGACCAGCCGAAACAGCGGGACAUAUAAGUGCACUCUGGGGGAACAGAGUGGAGAACACAGUCUGAGCAGCACGGUCACAUUAAAAGUAACAGGUUGCCCUGGAAUGGAAGAUGAAAUUAAAAAAUACAAAGCUGAGCUUUUCAUGCUGACUUGCCUUGGGAUUUUCUACUUGAUGCUCAUCUUUUUUACCUGUACAUGUCUAAGAAAGGAGAGUAUGUCUCCCAAUUAUCAAAAAACCAGACCAGAUAUGAAACACAUGCUCACCCUCAUCAGCGUACAUGAAAUGACAACUUUCCAGGAUUUAAACAGCAACAGCAAAAAUGAGCUUACUUCAAGUUCUGUCUAAGUUGAUGCUGGUGGCACCGUGGGCUCAUCAGUAAACACGACACGAGCUGGAUGGCCGAGUGAUAUGGAGAGGAAAUAAAUGCUAAUAUAUGGCCUCUUCAGAACAGCCUGAAAGUAUAGGUAACUUGUCAGGUUGCACUGGACAAGUCUUCAAAAAGCACUGUUAUGCACUACAGUAAAUUUGGGGAGUUAGGCAGCUAAGAAAUACCAAUACAGCUACACAUUGGUGUUACAAUGCUGUUAUGGAGCUGGCAUCAACUUUUUUUCAUGCUGCUUGUUCUGAGCAAGAAACAAAGGCCAGGUUGUAGGGAGGCCAUGGCAGUGCAAAGCCGGAGGAUUAAGCUCUCCCCUGAUCUAAUAGCUCUCAUCUUUCAAAAGCAAACACAAUGGGUGCUGCAGUAUGGAAAGAUAAGUGUGCAGCUCUGCCUCUGCCCCGUGCUCUGAGCCUGAACCUGGAUGGAGUUCCUUUACUGCAAACAGAAUGUACCUUGUCGUGUGAUAUUCAAGUAAGCUACAGAGGUAACUGCAUGGUCUUGUGCUGGGUGAAUCAAACCAACAGUUGUUUUUAAAUCCGAGAGUGACAGAUGGGCUGAAAUGCAAGAAGGGAGGAAAUAUUCUGGAAAUUUUUCUGGAUCAAGAGGAACUUUCUAUCUCUGCAAAAGAAGCAGGGAUGCAUUUGUAUAACAGGUCCGUCAGUUAUUUCCCAGAGGCAUCUCUAUAGGAAUCCAUAUGAAGUUUCAACAAGACUGUUAACCUUAAAAGCAGCAAAAAUAAGAAUGAAGCAGCCUGUGAUAUUAAGGACGUAUAAAGAUGGCUUAUUUUGUGGUUUAUAAAACAUGAAGCCAAAUGUAUGUGACACCUGUGUCAGUCAAGUUACACAGGUGAUGACCAAAGCCAUUGCUUGGAAGAAAUCAACUGUCCAUAUCUUUGGGAUGUAUUAAGUUAGCCGUGAGAUACAGGAAUGGAAGAUGGGGCCUAUGAGUACCUGCUUUUGCUGCUGACAGUGUGUAGCAUAUCUGAAAAAAGGACAUGAGAAAAGCUGGAGGGAGAGAAGGCUUGUCUUCUUGGACCAAAGUAAGCAAGACAGAUUCUGGAGUCUGAAAUCAAGGAACCUCCCUUAUCGGGCUGCUAGUGCAGAAGGUGAAGCCAAUACAUGAGAAUUUUCAAGCAAAUAAGAACACAAUCUUAAAAAAAAAAAAAAAAAAAAUCUUUCAAGAGUUAAACUGCAAUAUUAGGAUUUUUAAUGAAGUUUGGAAUUCCAGGCUGUGACAAGGAUGCUCUUCCUGUAAUCCUUUGACUAAUUUUGAAGCACUGAUAGGAGGAAAGCACUGUGUAUCACUCUCAGUACUGUCUCUGUGAGCCGGGUGGGUGUCUCCACUGAUGGAGUCCAAGGGGCUCCUGACCAGAAGAAUGGUUGCAAGGGACAUGCAAUUUACUUAGGGCAUGGUAAAUUAAUGCCACAUUUGCUUUUUUAUAAUCAAUUUAUACAUAUCAGUGUGUGUAACAUACUUAAAAUAAAAAUUCGGAGGUAACCUACCAUUUGUUUUUGUGUGCCACAUAUGGCAAAUAAACCCAGAAAUACUGCGUA
Tyto alba (common barn owl) is the source of this 2302-nucleotide messenger RNA. RefSeq names its product CD83 molecule (gene CD83). The record is from RefSeq and is a predicted model, not a curated record. Lineage: Eukaryota; Metazoa; Chordata; Aves; Strigiformes; Tytonidae.